GCGUGUUAGUUUCGUAUUUCGGUUGAAUCGAAAGUGAGAAUUUGAAGGUUAUUAUAAUAGAUCAGAUGAAAUGACUCAUGGAGCGUUGGUUACGCAGGAACGUUGUUAUGUAACGUUCCCAUCACAUAAUGAGAAGCGAAAUGGAAAUGUCCACCUACGCUAUUUACGUGUACGGAAAAUCAAUUCUAAAUUACGUAUCGGUUGUUAGGUGAAAAGUAUAUUAUAUAAAAAUACAUUUAGGAUAAAAAAUUAAAUUUUCAUAUGAUUAUUUACAACGUAUUUAGAGUUUAUGUGUCUUAUCGUAAAUUCGUUAUGGUAACGGUUCCGAAAUAACGAUUAGGGUGAUAACAUAACAUCUCGUGUGUAGUUGUAAUCGCCUCGAAUGCGGCGUUGCCGGGUAUAUACGAAAAAAGUAUAUUAUAUCUAGUAAAUAUUUAAAAACUGUGUAAGGAUGAUUAAUUUAGGAGGUGGAGUUUCGGUAAUAGUAUAAAAUAUGAUACUUUUGAGGUACGGAGGGACAAAAUGUGUAAAAUAAAUAAUAAUUAUCUGUAAGAAAAUCAUAUUCAAGUUUAUUAGCCUCUAUUUCGUGAAAAUAUUGAUGGAAUAUCAUGGAAAUUUCUGGAUUCAUGAAGGAAUUAGUCCUCUUUUGAUAUAUCACGCAUACAAACAUCUAGGAUCAAGUAUACAGGAUAAAUUUGAAAAUAAAGUAAAUUGAGAAAAAAUAAUUUCCCUCGUAUCUUCUGAAAAAUUGAACUUACAGAUUUAUAAGUAUACUCAAUCGUUUCAGGAUUAAUUCUUGUAUAAAAUGUCCAAUUUUCAUGUAUUGGUUUCCGAGAUACAGGCUGAUAAAGUUGGCUGAUAUUCUAAACUCAUUGAAAAAGUCAUGAUUCCAUAACUUCCCUUAUAUCUCCCAAACCAUCAAACUUAUAGAUUUAUACUUAUACUCAGUCGAUUCAGAAUUAAUUAUUCUAUAAAUAGUCAAAUUUUCAUGUAUUUUCUCCAAUUUGUUUCCGAGAUACAAGCUGAUAAAGUUGGGUAUUAUUCUAAACUCAUUAAAAACGUGUUAACUUUAUAAUUUUCAAAAUAAUCAACCGUAUAAUUUAAUACACUCACUCAGUAGAUCAAAAUAUUUUUUUUUCGAUAUAAUUCCAUCAAAAUUAAAUAUACAUCACGCUUUUCCCAAAUUUGAUAACAAACGAUUAUUCCCAAUAUAUUUAUAUCACAGUAUCAAAUUUUCUCAACCAACCUACUAAAUCCGGCAACGCCGCUCGAAAUUACACGUUCGACUAUCACGACGCGCAUUUUCAAUUCCAGUAUAACCGAAUGGCGCGAACCGUACACUCGUCGCGUGGUUCUAAGACGAUUACAUGUGCACAACGUAACCAGUUUACAUAACAUUCACGCAGGGCCACAACCUAACCUCACAAACUCAGUGCUGCAUCGCGAAAGGGCCCUAUUACGUAACUGCAUCGUCAUUAUUAUAAUGAAAUAAACGAUGCGGGAGUACGAGGUUCGUAAAACAGAAUUAUCGCAUAAUUACCCCGAUUUUUUAACCUCCCUCGGUACGUAUACGAAACCUAAACUAAAGUGUGACGGUAGAAUUUUACGUAAAGAUACUGAACGUAUUAGAAAAUUCAAAAAAUUACGUAAACCUCGUAAUUAUUAUUUGAAAGAGUUCGGUAAAGCUUUAUUUCGAGCUAUGGAUCAAAAUCGACUUUUGUUUAUGUGUCCUUUAUGCAGGAAAGUGCUCGAAUGUCCGAUGACCGUCGAGUGCGGUCACACUUUUUGUAAGGACUGUAUAGAUUCGGCGGAAAACGAUUUUUUCGAUACUUGUGUUGUUUGUUUGUUGAAAUUAACGUCUCAGAAACGUCGCGUUAAUGUUUUGGUACAACAUCUGGUGGAAAAAUGGAGGGAAAGGAAUAAAAAUGAUAAAAGAAAUGCAAAUGUGGUACCGAAUACGGAAGAUAUAUUAGGCGUGGCGCCUAGGUACCACCUUCGGUCCGGUUACGCGGGACUUCACGUUAAAAAGGACAUGCAGAAUAAGAUAUCGAGUUUGUUGGAGAAAUCCACAGAGAGGUUGUCGUAUAAAAAGGCAAAACGAAAAACGAGAAACGGUGGUAUUUGUGGUACGACUUAUUGGUUUGAAGGACAGCAAGGAUAUGGACAAGUUCAGGAAACUCUGGAUAGCGUUUUUAGAGAAGUUGAUGAUAUUCAAGAAGAAGCUCUGAAAACAAGUUGGAACUGCAUAUUAUCCUGCGACUUAGAAUGCAUCCUGUGCAGCAGAUGCAUUUUGGAUCCUGUGACGACUGGUUGCGGACACACGUUCUGUCGUGGCUGUUUAACCCGAGUACUCGAUCACGGUCUUCCCUGCCCCCUAUGUAUGACCUCCCUCACCAUUUCGGAUUAUUCGAGGGGCUCCACGGAAGUACUACAAGAAGCCAUCAAAUUCCUAGUGCCACAAGACUACAAUGAAAGAUUGGCGAUCAAUUUGGAGGAGAGUUCGAUACUGGACAACGGUACCGAUGUACCGGUGUUUAUUUGUACGAACGCUUUCCCGGGCGUCGCUUGCCCUUUGUACGUUUACGAACCGAAGUAUCGUUUGUUGGCGAGGAGGUGUCUUCGAUCGCCGACCAAACGUUUCGCCAUGGCGGGAAAAGACGCCGGCGGCGAUAAGUUCGUCCAAUACGGCACUUUGUUGGAAGUCAGGGACGCCGUGAAUCUCGAAGACGGUCGGUUCAUUUUAACGACGGUCGGUGUGCGGAGGUUCAAAGUCGUCAGUAGAAGCGAACAGGACGGUUACGACACGGCACGAAUCAAUUAUAUGAAAGACAACGACGUUCCUACGGAAAAACUACAAGAAUUAAUUUCUAUACACGAAAGGGUCUACAAUAAAGCUUCCAAAUGGAUAAAAUCAUUGAAACCGAAAGUAUUGGCCGAAGUGGAAAGGCUCAUAGGGAAAAUGCCGAAUGUCGAAAGGGAUUGGUUCCAAUUACCCGACGGACCAUCGUGGGCGUGGUGGUUGAUGCCCAUUUUACCACUCAGCUCUCAAUUACAAGUGGGGUUUCUGAGUACGACCAGCUUGGAGAAACGACUCAGAGCCAUCGACAAGAUGUUGGAGCACAUGAAAAUCCGCAUGAAGGCUUUGGAACGAAACACUGUUGCCUGUCCGCAGGAAAUCGAUUCCAUAGAUUAUUGCGGCGAUAAUGGCGGUUCUUUCGAUAUGCCAUAUAAUAAUUAAAUAUUUAUUGAAAACAACUUUUCGCUAUUUAUUACCGAAACACAUCUUUUUAUCGAAAUUUCGAAAAAAAUCAUUAUUGCUGACAAACCCCGUAUGCGGAAAAAUUAAUUUCACACCAGCGUGUACGUUUUGAUUCUAAUUAUACUUGAACGUACAUUCGAAUCGCGGUUUUGGAUUAACGUUUAAUUUUAUUUUAUUUUUUUUUCUAAUACAGGGUUUCUCGUUAAUACGGAUCGCAAAUAAUUGUUACGAACGUCCGUAUUUUUUCGAAAAUUUCCUAUUGUAUGGUUUUUUUCUCUUCCCAAAAAUUAAUAUUUAUAUCGUACAAUCAUUUUAACAUAGACAAAUUUUUGGAUUCUCUAUACUGUAGUUUUCCUACCAUAGAUAUAGAUAAAUAAUAAAAAACCUGUAUAUUUAUAUCUAUAUAUAUAUAUAAUGUGACCAAAAAUCUAUUUAUUUUUCUAAAAAUUUUUUAUUUCCAUAUAUUUUUUUCAAUAUUCGAUAAAACUCGAAAUAUGUCGUCGUGCGCUUGCGUAUUCUUUUAAUUUCUUUCAAAGAUUAGUUUUAAAUAUUAUAAAUUUCAUAUUUAUUUUUUUUCCAUGUGAUAAUAUUUUAAAGCAAUUAUUUAUUAGUUCGGUCAUUAUAUGAAAAACAUUUUCUUAAAUAAACUUUUUAAAUGAA
Diorhabda carinulata is the source of this 3919-nucleotide messenger RNA. Its product is annotated as LON peptidase N-terminal domain and RING finger protein 1. Lineage: Eukaryota; Metazoa; Arthropoda; Insecta; Coleoptera; Chrysomelidae. The record is from RefSeq and is a predicted model, not a curated record. The transcript has 7 exons. The coding region runs from base 1496 to 3238 and encodes 580 amino acids.